Molecule: messenger RNA, 1080 nt
Organism: Ziziphus jujuba (common jujube)
Lineage: Eukaryota; Viridiplantae; Streptophyta; Magnoliopsida; Rosales; Rhamnaceae
Product: trehalose-phosphate phosphatase B-like
Exons: 9
Coding region: 64-1029 (321 amino acids)
Biological process (GO): trehalose biosynthetic process
Molecular function (GO): trehalose-phosphatase activity
Source: RefSeq, a predicted model, not a curated record
UCAUAAGGUGUUUUGCAGAAAGAAAUCGGUUUCUUUCACAAGUGCAUUUCAAUUCAAACAGCAAUGGGAUUGCAAAAAGACACAGAAUCGAUCCAGAGAGCAAGAUUUGAUGAUUGUGGUGAAGUCAUAGUUGGUUCUUACAGCUCAUGGUUGACAAAGUAUCCAUCUGCAUUGGACAAUUUUGAUGAGAUGAUGAAGUUAGCAGAAGGAAAGAAGGUUGUGGUGUUCUUAGAUUACGAUGGAACACUAUCAAAAAUUGUUAAAGACCCCGAUAAGGCUACCAUGACUCAGAAUAUGCGUGAAGCGGUGAAAAAUGUUGCUCUUCAUUUCCCAACUGCAGUCAUCUCUGGGAGGGGACGAGAUAAGGUCUUAGAAUUUGUGCAACUUGAUGAAGUCUACUAUGCUGGAAGUCAUGGAAUGGAUAUAUCAACCCCUUCAGGCUCUUCAAAGUAUGGCAGCGAUAUUCAUCAAACUAUCACCAUAAAUGAAAAGGGAGAGGAAGUUGUAGACUUUUGUCCGGCAAAAGAGUUCUUACCUACAAUUCAAGAGAUAGUAAUAAUGCUUAGAGAUAAAACAAAACAUAUAAAGGGUGCAAUAGUCGAAGACAACAAGUUCUGCCUCUCUGUUCACUUUCGAUGUGUAGAAGACAAGGAUGUUGGUGAUCUUAAAAGCAUGGUGGAAGAUAUGAUGCAAGGUUAUCCAAAUUUCAAGAUAUCAGAAGGGAAAAAGGUUAUGGAGAUUCGUCCGAACAUCGAGUGGGACAAAGGACGAGCUCUGCUCUACUUGCUUGACACCCUUGGUUUUGGCAACUCCAAUGAUGUUCUCCCAAUUUACAUAGGAGAUGACAAAACUGAUGAAGAUGCUUUCAAGGUUAUACAAUCUAGAGGAGAAGACCAAGGGUUAGCCAUUGUUGUUUCUUCCACUCCAAAGGAGACCGAGGCUUCCUACUCUCUUCGGGAGCCAAACCAAGUGAAGUCUUUCCUGAAACGCCUAGUGAAGUGGAAACAAGAUCUUCAACCAUCCAUUUAAUCUAUUUUAUUUUAUUUUAUUUUCAUAAGGACCAACCUGAUCAAUUUAACU